Messenger RNA from Funneliformis mosseae, 1248 nucleotides. NCBI's taxonomy places the organism in Eukaryota, Fungi, Glomeromycota, Glomeromycetes, Glomerales, Glomeraceae. The record is from the annotation of a GenBank genome assembly.
AUGUCUGUAAACCAGAUACACGAGUAUUUCAAUCGCGAACCCGAGAAUUGGAAUAUCUUGACAUUUUUAGAAGAAUGUAAGCUAGCAUUAUUCAAGCAAAAAGGUACUGAUUAUGCUAAUGCUCGAAAGUGGAAGAAGGAAGCUAAACCGGUCAAUGGACCUUCGGUCCACUUCCACAAAAUUACAGGUAGCUCCGUGAUCACAAUCAACAAUGGGUUAUUGGACGUGGAAGAAGAAAUUCCUCCGUUGAAAAAUAUUGUAAAAUGCGUACCACCCACAUCAGAGAAGUGGGCACAGUUGCCAUCUGGGCAAGGUGUUAAAGACAUUUUUAGUAAAAAUGUUUCGCAACUUGCAAAAUCUACAAAGGACAAAGAAACAUUGACAGCAAUAGAAAAGGCAACAUUAAGAUAUUCUGUGUCGAGAAUAAUAGACCUUUCAGCUCACAUGCAGGAUUGGUUUUCUGAUGAGGAACUUGAAUUCAUGAAAGAAGAUUACAAAACCAUCCUAAAAGUUCCCGACUUGGAAGAAGAAGUUAAUAUUUUUAUUACAGAAGUUGAAAAGAUGGUUUGGAACGAUCCAAAUAAGGCGUAUAAGUUUUGUAUGGAAAGACAAAUAAACUCAGAGGUCAAUACGUGCAUAUAUAAAAUUAGUAAAAUUUAUGGUGACUUUCUAUAUGAGGUUAAAGAUGGUACGGAUAUGCUGGAUAGUGGGGAUGAAACUCACACUGAAGUUGACAUUAUCGUGAAGGCAACUUCGUAUAUUGUGAAAGCCUUGAUCAAAGGCCUCAAAAUAUAUUAUAAAUGGGGUGAAUCGUUUUGCCCUUUGAGCAGAUCAGCAAAUUUUGAAAGAGUGCCAAUGUGUGAUGUUCGAUUUUUGAGUUCCUCGAGUGUUGAUCUUGGAGAAUGGGAGUUCGCCGUGCAUGCUAGUGCUACAAAAUCGAUUGGAGAUCGCUGUCGAUCCGCGAGAGUUAAUCAAUCCAUAUUAAAUGGAAUAUUAAAUUUGAACUUAACGGAUAACCAAGCGAAAAUUGCAAAAGUGCCAUUUCUACAAAUUGCUGGAACAUAUGGACAAAUGUUGCUCGAAGAUUUAGUAAAUGGAUUUUAUUGCGUUUUUCCUGGUGCAUCAUUUGAAUUGCCAACAAAAUUAUCUCAAAUUCACAAGUUAAGGCAAACCGUUAAAAUCUUUAAAUAUGUAUUGGAAACAUAUGACGAAACUAGUAAAAUUCUGGAUGAACUUGAUCACGGAUAA